Acanthosepion pharaonis is the source of this 798-nucleotide messenger RNA. The record is from the annotation of a GenBank genome assembly. NCBI's taxonomy places the organism in Eukaryota, Metazoa, Mollusca, Cephalopoda, Sepiida, Sepiidae.
AUGGAAAUUUAUCCUCCCUCUAACACCACCAGCGUCACAAUCAUCAUCAUCACCAUUAUUGUCAUAAGCAAAACCUUCAGUGCGACAACAAUCAUAACUGUAAUCACCAUCGACACCAUUACUAUCAUCAUAGUCAGUAAUCCUAAUUAUAAUCACCACGGGCACAACCACCACCGUCAGUGUCAUGAGCAACCUAUAAUCAACAAGCAUCAUCAUCAUUGCAAUCAUCGUCCUACCAGCCAUCGCAAGAAUAAACAUCAUGGCCACUAUCAUAACUUCCUUCAUCUCCACCACCGCCUUCACCUGAAUCACCGCCACUAUCACCACCACCAGCAACAUCAUCGCCACAGCCAUCAGCAUCACUAUCAUCGAAACCACCUUCCCCGUCAUCAUCAUGACCACCCCCUCCCUUAUCGCCACCGCGUUCCUUCGAUUGUUCCUUUCCUAAUUCUCCUACUCUUCCUUUUCUUCUUUUCCUCCCCCUCCUCCUCCUCCUCCUCCUUCUUCUUCUUCUUCUUCUUCUUCUUCUUCUUCUUCAAUAAAAAGGCCUCUAAGCUUGAUCUCCACCAACCUCUCACUUUCAUUCCAGUUUUCAUUCGAUCCACAGCUUCUUUCUUCUCUAAUAAACGAAUCAUGGCACCUCCAACCCUUUAUCUUCUCUUAAUCCUUGUCCCAUUUCGUUGUUCUAGGCCUCAAACACUUUCCAACGCCACCCGGCAUCGUCUCUCCGAUGUAUUGCGUGCCGCUUCCCUGGUCAUCCCAGCCCAGGGGAUAGCCGAUUGCUUGACCAGCUGUUAA